AUGAGCCAAAGUCCAUCGGUGUCGCCAAGAAGGACUCUGAACAACAAAUCAUCGUAUAUAAGCAAUGGCGGCGGGCUGGCCCUGCCUCCUUCGGAACUUAAGCUGAACCAGCAACCGAUCUUGGGCUUUCAACAAAAGGCGACUUUCGAUUCUAAUCAACAGUUCUUCUACUAUCCAGAGUCACCUACGAAGAACCUUAGACCAAGGUUUAACAGCACCUCGCAGAUUAACAAGGGAUUCAACGAAAACCGCUAUGCUGGAUGUAACAACAAUGGUAACAGGUCUUCUAGAUAUGCAAAUACGACUGGUGCUGCAAAUGUUGGUGCCAGUUCUCAUCCGCAUCACCAAUCAGUGUCUCACUUAAAUACCAAAUCGCUUAAGUUCAAUCAAACAAAGGAAGUGAACAGCAUAAAAGAUAUCACAUUUCCUCCCCGAACGUGUACUAUAAAGAGGUAUUUCACCAGCCCAAUAGAUUUAUCUGGUGCAAGAAAAAAUACUAGCACGGCACCUGCAUUGACCAACUCCCCUAUAAAAUCAAAGGCAAAUUUCAAUAUCAGGAAAUACAUCUUGCCUAGAUCCGUCAUUACUACAUAUAAGUUGUCGUCGCCAGUGUACGAGACGAUAGACGAUAUAUCGAAAAAAGUUAUAAUCUUAUUGAUUUCAUUGAAGUUUGAGAAGAACUAUCAUUUUUGGCAACCCAUUCAAUUGUCCGUCAAUAAAAAGACACGGAUCUCAAAGACACUGGAUGAACUGUGCGAGGAACAGCUGGCAUCAACGUUCCAACAACAAAGUCAGCUGCAAAAUAAUGUUAAGUCCCUCAAGAAUCCUUCCAAUACCAAUGCAAAGCAAAGAACUGGCGCUAGCGUUGCUCUAGCCGCUAAUGAGAGUUUUGAAUUGAGUUUUGACGGGAAGGCAAUGGAUAGAUCUGAUAUAUUCCGAAUGGUGGAUUCUUUUAGCAUCGCCAUUUCAGAUGACGAUGACGAUGACGAUGAUGAAGAGGAUGACUUUCAGCAGAGAAGCGAAAGCAACAGAAUUCUACCAGCAGAGAUAUUAAGUAACGAACCUUUGGAAUAG
Molecule: messenger RNA, 1074 nt
Organism: Saccharomyces mikatae IFO 1815
Lineage: Eukaryota; Fungi; Ascomycota; Saccharomycetes; Saccharomycetales; Saccharomycetaceae
Exons: 1
Coding region: 1-1074 (357 amino acids)
Source: RefSeq, a predicted model, not a curated record